Cladophialophora psammophila CBS 110553 is the source of this 351-nucleotide messenger RNA. RefSeq lists its product as uncharacterized. Lineage: Eukaryota; Fungi; Ascomycota; Eurotiomycetes; Chaetothyriales; Herpotrichiellaceae. The record is from RefSeq and is a predicted model, not a curated record. The transcript has 2 exons. The coding region runs from base 1 to 351 and encodes 116 amino acids.
AUGGCCAACGUCUCUCAUGGCCGCGGAGGCGCCGCCAACAUCGGGCCUGACGCCCAAACCUACGUCGACGGAGAAAUUGUUCGCGAGGGACCCGUCGGCGACCAAGGUGACGGGCCAUACUCGGCAGGUCGCGGUGGCGCAGGAAACAUCGAGCAUGAUGGGAAGCCAACCUCGGCGGCGCCGCACGAUACAGAUGUAGUUCCUGAGACUGCCACUCGAAUUGCGAAAUUAGAGUCUCACCAUGUUGGACGAGGGGGAGCAGGAAAUGAAGCCCAUAUCCACGAGAAGAAGAAUGAUAGCUUGCUGGAUAAGAUCAAGGGAUUCUUUGGAUCUCCUUCGGCUAAGAAGUAA